Messenger RNA from Cladophialophora psammophila CBS 110553, 1026 nucleotides. RefSeq lists its product as uncharacterized. The coding region runs from base 1 to 1026 and encodes 341 amino acids. Lineage: Eukaryota; Fungi; Ascomycota; Eurotiomycetes; Chaetothyriales; Herpotrichiellaceae. The transcript has 2 exons. Gene Ontology annotation, molecular function: arylformamidase activity. The record is from RefSeq and is a predicted model, not a curated record.
AUGGCAAACUAUUUCGACCUGCCUGAGUUUGACUCUCUGCCCCCGGUCAAAGGCAUGCCACAAGGCUGCGCGUGGGGUCUCUUUGAUCAAGACGGCAAAGUGGACCGCUUGGGUUGUCUGAAUCUGCUAACCCCAAAAAUCGUGCAGGAGGCGUACAAGGAGGCGCGCGACGGCGUCAGCAUCUCUCUGAACUGGCCGAUUGGGGCGUGUCAGAACCCCUUCUUUGGUCGCCAGGGAUUAACCCAUACAGUAAUCUCCUAUUAUGAUACUGCAGGGCUCCACGCUUUCGAUGAUAUAGUUGAAUUCAACACUCAGUGCUCCUCGCAGUGGGAUUCGUUAGUCCAUUUUGGCCAUCAAGCUACGGGCGCCAACUACAAUGGGGUAAUCCCCAAGACUGAGGACCUCGUUCAACCAUUGGGUUCAACUGAUGUCGGAAAAGAGAUUCCCACGUUGAACCACUGGCAUGAUCGUGGCGGGCUUGUUGGCAGGGGCGUUUUACUUGAUUACCGAGCCUACGCCCAAGCCAGGGGUAUCACCUACGACCUUUACGAUGCGAGCGUAAUAACCAUCAAAGACCUCGAGGCCAUUGCGGAAUACCAGGGUACUAAUUUCAAGCACGGCGAUAUCUUGAUCGUCCGGUCUGGCUACACCGAAGACUUGACCGGCAAAAGCGCUGAAGAACAAAACAAAAAGCUCGGAACGGGCAGGGCCAUCGGCGUUGAGGGAACGAUUGAGGCCGCAAAAUGGUUCUGGAACCACCAUUUCUCCGCUGUAGCUGGAGAUGCCGUCGCUUUUGAAUCCAUGCCGCCCAGGCGACCUGACGGCUCAUUUGGUACGAAUUCUGAGCUUGUUCUGCAUCAAUACUUCCUGUCAUACUUCGGCCUUAACAUCGGCGAGCUCUGGGACCUGAAAGCCUUAGGAGAGCACUGUAAGAAAAUUGGUCGGUACACAUUCCUGCUCACAAGCGUCCCUCUCAACGUUUCCGGACUAGUUGGGAGCCCACCAAACGCAUUGGCGCUCUUUUGA